AUGAGCGACAUCUCCGCGGCCUCUGACCUCGGCACGAUGCCCGCCACCGGCCAGGGCGCUCUGGAUGCCUCCUCGUCGGGCGACGCUUCUUCGCCGGCGCCCUUAACCAUCCACAACGUGGACAUCCUCACCCACGUCCCCGCCAAGCUAGACUUCGACGCCGACAACUACGCCGGGUGGAGGGACGGCAUGCUCUCCGCGCUCGCCGAGUUCGGCGCCGGCGACCACGUCGAGGAGCAGGGCCACUCCCUGCACGAAGGGGACGAGGAGUGGAUGCGCGCCGACGUCACCAUCGUCCUGUGGAUCUACACCACCAUCUCCGACGAGCUGCUGGACGAGGUCAUGGCGGCCCACAGCACCGCCUACGAGGUCUGGGCCCAGCUGCGCGGCUUCUUCGAGGACGAGGGCGUGUUCGACCCCGCCGAGGAGCUCCGCGCCGCCGCGCAGGGGGACAUGUCCGUCGAUGCCUACGGCUGGCGCCUCAAGGCCCUGGCCCGCGCCGUCGCCGACGCGGGCGGCGAGCCCGUCUCCGACACCGCGCUGGCCCUGCAGCUGCUCCGAGGGGUGACCCCCAGGCUCCGGGUCAUGGGCACCUCCCUGCUCGUCAAUGACCGCUUCCCCAGUUUCAUGGAGGCCUUCUCGUUGCUGGACCUUGAGGAGUACAGACGUGAGCAGGGCGAGUUCUGA
Messenger RNA from Aegilops tauschii subsp. strangulata, 687 nucleotides. RefSeq lists its product as uncharacterized. Lineage: Eukaryota; Viridiplantae; Streptophyta; Magnoliopsida; Poales; Poaceae. The record is from RefSeq and is a predicted model, not a curated record.